Eutrema salsugineum is the source of this 1647-nucleotide messenger RNA. RefSeq names its product aldehyde oxidase GLOX. The transcript has a single exon. The record is from RefSeq and is a predicted model, not a curated record. The coding region runs from base 1 to 1647 and encodes 548 amino acids. NCBI's taxonomy places the organism in Eukaryota, Viridiplantae, Streptophyta, Magnoliopsida, Brassicales, Brassicaceae.
AUGAUCAACUCCGUGAAAACAUUCAUCGUCACAACAUCUAUCUUAUGCCUUUCCAUAGCCAUAGGUGAACCAAUACCAUUUCUGAUGCAACUCGAUCGAUGGGAAUUAUUGGUACCCAAUAUCGGUAUAUCCGCCAUGCACAUGCAACUUCUCCACAAUGGCAUGGUCAUAAUGUUCGACCGUACCGAUUUUGGCGUCUCGAAUCUUUCUUUACCGGGAGGCAUCUGUCGAUUCGAUCCUAGUGACACUGCCGUCAAGUUCGAUUGCUCAGCGCAUUCAGUUCUCUACGACGUUGUCUCCAACACAUACCGGGCCUUAAAAGUCCAAACCGAUACAUGGUGUUCUUCUGGUUCGGUUCUUCCCAACGGAACAUUGGUUCAAACCGGUGGAUACAAUGAUGGUGAGCGCGCUACUCGAAUGUUUUCCCCUUGUGGUUAUGGUGAAACAUGUGACUGGAUCGAGUUUCCUCAGUAUCUAGCCCAACGUAGAUGGUAUGCGACCAACCAAAUUUUACCAGAUGGACGUAUAAUCGUUGUCGGGGGAAGAAGACAAUUCAACUUUGAAUUUUUUCCUCGACCCGAUCAUCAUCGGUAUAGAGGAUCAAGAUUUGACUUUCUUAGAGAAACUACAGAUGGAAGUAACGAGAACAACUUAUAUCCGUUCCUACAUCUUUUACCCGAUGGGAACUUAUUUGUCUUCGCUAACACAAGAUCCAUUGUGUUCGAUUACAAAAGCAACCGAAUCGUCAGAGAGUUUCCAGAGAUUCCAGGUGGUGAUCCAAGGAAUUACCCAAGCAGUGGCUCUUCGAUACUUUUUCCAAUAGAUGAAACCAAGAAUACUAUGGAAGUUGAAAUUAUGGUUUGUGGAGGAGCUCCCAAAGGCGCCUUCUCACGUGCAAAAAGCCAACACGGAUUCACGCGUGCCAUUUCCACGUGCGGGAGGCUAAAGCUAACCGAUCAGAAUCCAAGUUGGGAAAUGGAAACCAUGCCAUUGCCACGUGUCAUGGGGGACAUGCUGCUCUUACCGACAGGUAAUGUCAUUAUUGUAAACGGCGCAGGAGCCGGUACGGCCGGAUGGGAAAACGCAUGCGACCCGGUUACCCGACCCGUUAUAUAUCACCCGUUUGAUCGAAGGUUCUCUAUUAUGUCCACUUCAUCACGUCCUAGGAUGUACCAUUCAUCAGCGGUUUUGUUACCAGACGGUCGGGUUUUAGUCGGAGGAAGUAAUCCUCACAUUUAUUACAACUUUACCAACGUCGAGUAUCCAACGGAACUAAGCCUCGAGGCUUAUUCUCCUCCUUAUUUAUCUUUCACAUCGGACUCAAUAAGACCGAAGAUAUUGACCAAUGACAAAGUAGUGAGUUACAAGAGAUUGUUCAACGUGGAUUUCUCCAUACCACAGUUUCUGACCACUGAUCUUCUCUCUGUGAGGAUAGUUGCACCUUCCUUCACUACGCACUCCUUGGCGAUGAAUCAAAGGAUGGUGAUCUUAAAGCUACUAUCUGUGACGCGUGAAGGGCUAACUAAUUCGUAUAGAAUCAAUGCGUUGGGUCCAUCAACGGCUGAGAUUGCUCCUCCCGGAUACUAUAUGAUGUUUCUGGUACACGCAGGCGUACCAAGUGUAGGUGCUUGGGUGCAAAUUGAAUGA